This is a messenger RNA of Blepharisma stoltei, 1147 nucleotides long. The record is from the annotation of a GenBank genome assembly. NCBI's taxonomy places the organism in Eukaryota, Ciliophora, Heterotrichea, Heterotrichida, Blepharismidae.
AUGGGAUGCGAUAAUAAUCCAACAAUAGCGUUUUUUCUUGUUGCACUUACAGUAGUGUGGCUGUCUUUCACAAUCUGAUGAAUGAUUAAUACUUGGUCCAAAAAUAAACGCUUCACCAAGCCCCUUCAAAGAAUUAUGAUUCUAUUGCUUAUUUUCAAGACCCUCUGCAGUUUCUUCUCCUUUCUUUAUUAUAUCUCAUGUGAAGGAUCAUCUGAAAGUGCAUAUUGGAGCUUAGCAGCUACUUCUGCUUAUACAUUAUACAACACUUUUAUAUUUGUGAUACUUAUAUUGAUCAGUAAAGGUUUUGGAAUAACCAGAGAUGUCCUUGACAGGCAAGAAGUUACAGUAGUCGCUAUGACUAUGGGAGCUGUAUAUUUAGGAUAUAGCGCGUACGUUAUUAACCCAAACGAGCUGGUUAUUGUUUUGAUAGCUAUGCUUAUUGCAUUAUUUUACCUCACUGUCAAAUAUUCAUUCAUUAACAUCAAAGCUUUACAAGUAAAACUUGGAUAUUUAAUCAGUGAAAAUGUCUUUCAAAUAAUCCCAGUGGUCAGGCAAAAAAUUUCGAUGCUCAAAGCCUUUGUAAUUUUGGCAUAUUUUUACUUUGCACAGAACAUAUUCACAAUAGUAUUUUUGGUGUUGGGAAUUCAGCUGAUUUAUACUCCUGACCGCUCGUAUAGAAAUGGGAUUGAUAUUUUUUCUGAAAUCUGUGACACUAUAGCUUUGUUUUGGAUUAUGUAUAUUUUCAGGUCGAAAGAUAGAGGAGUUUAUUUCAAUAUUUUGGUGAUUGGAAAUGAUGCCCCUGCACAGUCUUUGCCACCGUUUUUGAAAGCUGAAAUUCCUAAUAGUAACGAUGAAGAAGAAUUAGGAAACUACUCAAUAGUGGUAUUUUGUCCUCAGGAACACGCGCAGGAGCUGAGUCGAGCGACAAGGGCGACGGCAACGCGCCGGGUGAGACGUGCAGCAAGGCCGGUGAAGCAGGAGUUGUUAGAAGGCUUGGACGGGGCUGACCCGUGCCAAGAUGGCUCGCCUACGUCAUCAGUUUGAUAAAAGUAAAACAUAUUUAGAUCACCCAUAUAGAAGGCUAAUGAUAGCUUCUCCAGUGCCAAGAGCCCCAAUAGAAAGAUUUGAAGAAGAAAAAGUUAAUUAG